Fusarium vanettenii 77-13-4 is the source of this 2730-nucleotide messenger RNA. RefSeq lists its product as uncharacterized. Gene Ontology annotation, molecular function: DNA binding; zinc ion binding; DNA-binding transcription factor activity, RNA polymerase II-specific. Lineage: Eukaryota; Fungi; Ascomycota; Sordariomycetes; Hypocreales; Nectriaceae. The coding region runs from base 1 to 2730 and encodes 909 amino acids. Gene Ontology annotation, biological process: regulation of DNA-templated transcription; DNA-templated transcription. The transcript is spliced from 7 exons. The record is from RefSeq and is a predicted model, not a curated record.
AUGUCACACUCGCCCCCGCUUCCAAUUUCGGACGACAACAAUGUCAUGGUCGCUAAAGAUGUGGCAGAACCAGACCAGCCGGGCCGACAGCUCCAGGACAUCAAUUCUCGCUUCCCCAAACCCUUUACGGGCAACAGAAACCUUAUGUGUGCCCCAAUUGUAACAAAAGAUUCGCAAGGCCCUGCGUUCCGCACAGCCAUUGACAAUGGAUUCAGAGAUAUCCUCAAACGACACGUCGUCAUCCACACCGAACCUAAUCCGGGCCACCGCGCGGGACCAACCAAGAAGCGGACCCGCGUGGUGAGAGCCUGCACUUCCUGCGCAGACUCAAAGCUUCGCUGCCAGGGUACUGACCCUUGCCAGCGCUGUCGUGAUAAGGGUCUCAAGUGCAUAUAUGCAAAACGACCACGGCCCUCAACGGUUUCUAGUGGUUCCACAUCAAAAACGACUGCCCCGCGCAUGGAGGCGAGCCCAGAUCCGUCAGAACAAGAGGAACCUGCAUGUCCCUCGGCUGAAAGAGAAGAAUCCAUAGGAAUGCCUUCGGAGGAAGCCUUUGUGGAUGCGUCUGAUACCUCUUGCGCAAAUCAAGUUGACCUCCCAGCUUCACAAGCACACUCGGUUUCCCACUCAGAUACGACCAGGCAAAUUUUCAGUCCGACGUCCUUCGACACAGAACUUCUCACGGAUGAUGCUGAUAUUUUUGCGGAUUUUCUCAAGGAGAUAAUACAGCCUGGCGGGGCCAACAACGACAUGGAGUCAGAUUCCGCAGGUUCCAUGGACCCGGCGCUCAAGGAUAUCCUCAACUUCAGUGGAUGGGAUACACUCUCCUCCAUGGACCAUGAUUUUCCUAGUGAGAAUCCGUGGCAGCUACCUGCGCCAUUCAGGCAAGAGGCCCUACAUAGCCCGAGGCCUGCCAGCCUGCGAGGAUAUGGUACCUUAUCCGGCGCCGAGAUCGACUUCAAGCAAUCUCUAUGGUCCUGGACACCAAGAGAGGGGGAGCAUUGGCGAAGCCAGACAACAGAACUCAUACCAUGCCUCGACGAUCUGGUUUCUGAAACUACCGCACAGAACCCUCAGACCUACGUGUGCCCCCGAAUCCUUUCAUCCACCAGGCAUCGACUUCUUAGUGCGUUGUUGUCUGUUGCCGGCGAAGCUAAUUAUGAGCGCGUCCUCUCAACUUUCCCGUCCGCGGCUACUCUGGACUACUUACUGUCAAGGGAUCUCCAGCGGCGCGGCGAAGAGCCAGACUCCUGGAUACAUCAGGCUACAUUUGAUCCCAACCUUGCCUGUCCACAACUCGUGAUUGGCCUUGUCAUCUCGGGGGCAUUCCGCUGCGGCCAUGCAUUGUUCUGGAAGCUUGGCCUUGCCUUGCUUGAGCUCCACCUGGAGCUGAACCUUCGAAUGUUCUCAAGUAACGGCCGGAAUACGCGCUUGAUCGCCCCCAUACAGUCCUAUGUCCUCACUAUCGAAGCCGGCUUGUGGAGCGGCGAUAGCAGGAGGUUGGAAAUGUGUGAAGCCUUUUCCAGCUCCUUGAUGACGAUGGCACGGAGAGCAGGAUACCUUCAACUAGAUUCUUUCAAGGGCCCUUUGCCACAUGCCGAUGAUAGCUCCGAUGUGCUCGAUUUGAAGUGGCGAAUGUGGGUAGACCACGAAUCCAGGAAAAGGCUUGCAAUCCAUCUGCUGCAUCUUUUCACGCAAUUCUCUCUGGCCCUUUUAACGCCACCUCUCGUCACCUUCAUCGAAAUGUCAAUUCCGCUGCCAGCAGCGAGAUCGUUAUGGGACGCCUCCUCGGCCGAAGACUGGCGGUCGGCCUACUUUGCCCUUGAGAACCAGAACCUUUCAUCUUUGCCCUUACUGCGGUCCUGCUGCGCAAACUUUAGCCCACUUUUGCAACUGGGCGAUGUCCAUGACGCCAGAUGCACGGCUCUCGCCAUUCUCUCAGGCUUAUGGCUCCACGUGUGGCAAUACAAGGACCGAGUCAAUGCUCGCAACAUUGCUCCCGAUUCCAUGCAUGCAAACAACGCACUAAUCAUACAAUCACUGCAGCAAGAGACGCGGGAGGCGCUUGAGGCCUUCAAGAGCAUCCACAUACAAUUGAACGGGUCUAUGGAACCAUCUUUGCAGAUCCUGCACGAGCAACAACUCAUGCACCUUUGCAUAUCCUUGGAGGACGUGCAAUAUCUCGCCGGAAAGGCUGGAGAGACCGAAGCUCGUCGCGUUCUGCAGUUGCUUAACGUCUGGGUGAGUGCCCGUGCCUCUCGCCAAGCAAUCUGGCAUGCUGGCCAGAUCAUCAGAGCCGGCCGGCAGGAGCUCAACCCAACACUGCGAGCGUCCACGGUCAUUGCAGUCUACCAUGCAAGCCUGACUCUAUGGGUGUACUCGAUUCUAUCCACCAGUCAACAGCAGCUGCAGGGUCUUCAUGUGGGAGGCGAGCCCCUAGCAUUGAUGGAUGGUGGUGAUACCCCCGCAGUCCAGCGAUUUCUCCUGAUGUCUGGAGCUAAGGCGGCCAUUACUUGUCAUACUGGGGACAUGCAGCCCAUACGGAUCCACAUCUCGCAGACUCCAACCAUCAUGGCAACUAUUGCGAGCUUGCUUUGGGAGACCUACAGAACCACGUGCCAGCGGGAGUGUCCUAGCCUCGUGGACAAUCUAACUCGUUUGAUGGAUCGGCUAGGGCGAGCCGCUGAAAGCAUUCAUUACGCUGCUGAUUUAUGCAACCUUCUGAUGUAG